UUUUUUAAUUAAGCCGUUUUCCUCCUGUAGGUGGCGGUACUGCAACUAUAAUAUGAUUUCACAGCCGCCAUUAAACCAAGAAGAAGAAAGACAUCCGGUUCUUUUUCCUGGUAGCUAAAGUUGCAAUGAAAACUCAGAAACAACACGUGUAAUCUGUUUGUCUUUCCCCCCGUCUUUCUGUAAAUGUGGUGCAAUGCUCGUCGGCCGCUGGUUUGGACUGUGCAGUCGUGUAGUUCACUGUAGCAGCGUCAGAGGACGAUGGAGGACACCGACAGGAGGACACGUGAAGAAGUAUGCCAACAACACAGAGGAGCCUCACUGGAGGACACAGGGAUCAAGACGACUGUGUCACAGUGAUGCGGGGGACAUGUUCGAGCACCGGUGUGUCCAGAGGUGCCUGCAGCACCUGGUGCACGAGCACGGGCAGCUCAGUGAGAAGCUCCAGCAGGUUUACCUGAACGAGUCGGACAGAAAGGAGCUGAUGAGGAGACACUCUGAGCUGCUUCCUCUGGCCAAUAUACAUGGGAGGAUCGAACAAGCCCUGAGAGACCUUGAGGAGGUUCGUUCACUACUGCAGGGGUCCGUCGGUACCAAAGAUGAAGAUGAGCAAGUGAUUCAGAUGCUAAAAGAGGAGGAAGAACACAUCUCCAGCAAGAUUUUGGCCUUAAGAGAAGAUUUGAUCAAAGCUCUCGUGCCCGCUGACCCUCUCGACUCCAGUAAUGUCCUGCUGGAGGUCGUAUCAGGACGAACAACAGGAGGGGACAUCUGUCAACAGUUCACCAAAGAAAUGUUUGACAUGUACCAGGGUUUUGCGUUUUAUAAGAACUGGGACUAUGAGGUUUACAACUACACAUCUGCUGACUUUGGUGGUUUGCACCAUGCUGCUGUAAGAAUAGCCGGGGACAACGUGUACAGACAUCUGAAGCACGAAGGAGGAACACACCGGGUGCAAAGGAUCCCUGAGGUCGGCCUCUCCUCCAGGAUGCAGCGGAUCCACACGGGAACCAUGACUGUCAUCAUUCUGCCUCAGCCAGUGGAGCUUGACGUCCACAUUGAUCCGAAGGAUCUUCGCAUCGACACAUUCCGAGCCCGAGGUGCCGGGGGUCAGAGUGUCAACACAACAGACAGCGCGGUGCGCAUCGUUCAUCUCCCCACAGGCAUCACCGCCGAAUGUCAGCAGACUCGUUCUCAGCUAAAAAACAGAGACAUUGCAAUUCGUGUUCUGAGGGCCCGGCUCUACCAGGGCAUGAUGGGUAAAGAGGAUAAGCAGAGGCACACGGCACGAAAGCAGCAGGUGGGCUCACGUUCUCAGUCUGAGAGGAUUCGCACCUACAACUUCAGCCAGGACCGCGUCACAGACCACAGGACUGGAUACGUUACGCGAGAGAUUAAGGAGUUCAUGAGAGGAGGGGAGGCUCUUGACGAUCUGAUCUCUGACGUACGUGAACACACGGAGAGGGAGGCUCUCCUGGAGGUGGCAGAGAGCUGCAGCAGUUUGACACAACCAGAAUCUGGUAAAUCUGCAGAUUGACACUCAACCUCUGAUCAAGUGGACCGAAUGUACAGUAUUUUAGUUUUGAGGAUGAUUUUGUACUACGCUGAAAUGUUUUAUGUAAUAUUACUAUUAUAUUGCUAUUUAUGCUUGUGCAAGAGUAAAAUUGCAAAGAAUGUAGCUAAUGAGGAGGAUCAUAGUUUUGAGGUAUUUAUUUUUGUAAUAAAAUAUAAAAUUAUGUAUUUUGUGUCAAGGUAAUUUCCUAAAUGAUGACUCAUAUUUAUGUAUUGAUUAUAUAUUUUAAACAAAGGGAAGUGAAUGAUGUGAAGAAGGGCCUUUAAGAUGUGUUACCCGCUGUUGUAAGUAAAAAAUCGACUUAAAAUGCUUUUAGAAUAUAAAUGUAAAUUGCUAUCCCCAAAGAAAAGUAUAUCACAAUGACAGUGUUAAACAUUCAGUUGUCCAGAUCAUAAUCAGUCAGCACCAUGAUCGCAACUUGUUAGUAAAGUUCAGUAAAACUGUCUAUUGACAGUGAAUGUCAACAGACAGCACUCGUGUUUAUUGUCAGUAAACACUCUUCAUGGUUCUCUGCCAGUCGGGGUGAUAAUCAGCUUUAUAUCACACACACACACACACCAAUUGCAUGUCCCACCCUGCAUGUGUCUGCCAGCCGAGCCACCCUCCAUGUGUUUGCCAGCCGAGCCACCCUCCAGUACAUUUCCCCCUCUUCCUCUGACCUCUUUUUACGUAAAUAAAUGUUUUAUCGGUCAUUCAUAAAAUCACGAUUUAGUGAAAUUAACUAUGAUCAUUUAUUUAGAACAGAUUUUUCAACCUUAUAAAAUAUGACACUCAUUUACAUUAACUAACAAGUACUGCAAUGUUUCCACUGGCUUUUUCAUAACUUACACAGGUAAAAAAAUACAGAUACAAAAAAAGUUAUUGAAUUGCUCUGAAUGGAUUCAGCCGCAUUUUCCAAACAGGAAGAAACAUAGUUCACGUGAAUAAACUUGUCCCACCUGAAUGUCUGCUGUACUGUUCAAAUGAGACCAAACCAACCUGAAGACUGAAAGUGUUGCAAAGGUUUCAGCGCAGAGAAAAAGCAUGGAUGACUUAUUUGUUUAAGGCCAAUUUUUCACCCCCCCCCAAAAAAUGAUUUCUGACCA
Messenger RNA from Pleuronectes platessa (European plaice), 2652 nucleotides. RefSeq names its product mitochondrial translational release factor 1 (gene mtrf1). Bases 194 to 1531 code for a protein of 445 amino acids. The transcript is spliced from 9 exons. Gene Ontology annotation, biological process: translational termination. Gene Ontology annotation, molecular function: translation release factor activity. The record is from RefSeq and is a predicted model, not a curated record. Lineage: Eukaryota; Metazoa; Chordata; Actinopteri; Pleuronectiformes; Pleuronectidae.